Mya arenaria is the source of this 567-nucleotide messenger RNA. Its product is annotated as snaclec subunit B-like. Gene Ontology annotation, molecular function: signaling receptor activity. NCBI's taxonomy places the organism in Eukaryota, Metazoa, Mollusca, Bivalvia, Myida, Myidae. The transcript has 3 exons. The record is from RefSeq and is a predicted model, not a curated record. The coding region runs from base 1 to 567 and encodes 188 amino acids.
AUGUUAGCAGCCAAACAGACUGGCGGCAUAAUGUUAGCAGCCAAACAGAUCGGCGGCGUGAUGUUGGCAGCCAAACAGACUGGCGGCGUGAUAUCAUCACACCAUGUGGACCUGAUAGAAAUUGGCGUUGCUCUUCUGGACAAACUUGUGACAAGAAUUCAGGCACAUGCGAAACGAAGGAUAUGCGAUACGGGUUGGACAAUGUUUCAUUCUUCUUGCUAUAAGCUGUUCCGUCAAAGAGUCUCCUGGGACGAAGCAAAAACCAGAUGUGAGCUGGCAAAUGCCGUCCUGGCUUCAAUCACAAGUCAAGAGGAGACCGACUUCAUUUAUGCAAAAUUAUUGCUUGAAACAGGCAAAGUGAAUGUCUGGAUUGGAGCAAGCGAUAUAGAAAAUGAAGGGACAUGGAAAUGGAUAUCGGGAGAAGACUGGGCGUAUGAGCGUUUUGUAACAGGAGAGGCAAGAGGCAGUGAUACAGAAAAUUGCCUUUGUGUUGGAGAUGACAAUUGGUGGUAUGCUUUGCCUUGCAACGAUAAUAAAAAUGAUUAUCUAUGUGAGAAACAGAUAUGA